GAGAGGGGGAAGGGGUUGCAUUCAGAAGCCCAAAAUACGAAGCCAGAAGCGCUAUGGCACGACAGCAUGCCCGGACUCUGUGGUAUGACCGUCCCAAGUUCGUGUUCAUGGAGUUUUGUGUAGAGGACAGCACUGACGUCCAGGUGCUUCUUGAGGACCACCGGAUUGUUUUCAGCUGCAAGAAUGCAGACGGUGUGGAGAUGUACAAUGAGAUUGAGUUUUAUGCCAAGGUGAACUCCAAGGAUUCUCAGGAUAAACGUUCAAGCCGCUCGAUCACUUGCUUUGUAAGAAAAUGGAAGGAGAAGGUAGCCUGGCCUCGGCUCACCAAGGAAGACAUAAAGCCAGUGUGGCUAUCGGUGGACUUUGAUAACUGGAGAGACUGGGAAGGGGAUGAAGAAGUGGAGCUAGCUCAGGUGGAACAUUAUGCAGAGCUCUUAAAGAAAGCAAGUGCAAAGGGACCUCCCCCUGCCAUGGAUGACCUGGAUGAUGAGUCCAGUGGUGAAGAUAUGACAGGAACUUAAGCAACAUUACAGAAGAAAAUGAACAUGCUAUCUUCAUCCUUCCAUAUUUCUUUCCUGCCUUUGUAAAUCUAUGUACAUUUCUGAAGAGUUCUUUCGUGUAUUAUUUUUUAACUUAACAUGAUUUCGAAUAAACCAUUUACAUGUUUCAAUAUACUA
Molecule: messenger RNA, 677 nt
Organism: Vombatus ursinus (common wombat)
Lineage: Eukaryota; Metazoa; Chordata; Mammalia; Diprotodontia; Vombatidae
Gene: PTGES3L
Product: prostaglandin E synthase 3 like
Exons: 8
Coding region: 54-521 (155 amino acids)
Biological process (GO): protein folding; chaperone-mediated protein complex assembly
Cellular component (GO): nucleus; cytosol
Molecular function (GO): Hsp90 protein binding; protein-folding chaperone binding
Source: RefSeq, a predicted model, not a curated record